Messenger RNA from Fundulus heteroclitus (mummichog), 2662 nucleotides. It is a transcript of the gene nol9, whose product is annotated as nucleolar protein 9. Gene Ontology annotation, molecular function: polynucleotide 5'-hydroxyl-kinase activity. Gene Ontology annotation, cellular component: nucleus. NCBI's taxonomy places the organism in Eukaryota, Metazoa, Chordata, Actinopteri, Cyprinodontiformes, Fundulidae. Gene Ontology annotation, biological process: cleavage in ITS2 between 5.8S rRNA and LSU-rRNA of tricistronic rRNA transcript (SSU-rRNA, 5.8S rRNA, LSU-rRNA). The coding region runs from base 258 to 2345 and encodes 695 amino acids. The transcript is spliced from 13 exons. The record is from RefSeq and is a predicted model, not a curated record.
ACAACAGCGCGUUGAUCCAGCAUGGGAGGUCUGCUAGUUUGCGAUUCACACACGCAGGUUAGCCUGCUAGCGCUGGCUAGUUAGCAUAGCUCCGGUUCCGUCCGUAGAUUUAUUCACAUUUAUAUAGUAUACACGUUGUUUGGUUAGUGAAUGUAAAAGACGUGCUAGCUGUAGCUUGCAUCGGUUUUACCUAAGUGGGUGGUUCCACACUUUUGAUUUGCCUCUGCACAGCAUUACUGCAUGUUGAUUACAAGAUCAUGAAGAACAAAAACACCCAGGUAAAAGGCAAAUCUCAAAAAUGGAAAGACGUGAGGAGCAAACGGUGCAUAUCUUCCAUCAAGUCCUCAGAUCUGAACUCGAGUCCUGUCGCGGUCAAGAUAAUAAAGGAGGUGUCUGUGAAGAAAAAAACUGUAAAGAGGCUAAAAAAAAAACCAAAAGCUGUCGCUGAAAACAAGAAAAACUCCCCCGCAUCAGGAUAUAAGAAGUCUGCCUUUCAAGCCAAUGGGUGCUCAACGUUUGCCUUGGAUGAUGAGAAAGAAGACUUUCAGGACUGGAGGGAGGGUUCUGACUCAGUUCACGCUAAUGGUGUAGAGACGUCAGACGACACAGAAGUCCAGGGGGGUAGACUGGAGGGGGAGGCUCUUCAUCACUGUGCACAAAGAGGCAACCAAGAGAACCGUGCAGUGUUGGUCAUGCAGAAAAAUGAGACGCUGUGCUUCCGCGGCAAGUGCACUGUGACCUGUUUAUACGGCCGUGUUGAAGUGAUGGGAUUUACCAUCGACGAGGGGCAGAAGCCGUAUCCCCUCUUUUCCCCAGCUUCACACUGCCCUCUCACCAUCAGAGCGCUGGGGAACUCCGAGUACGUCAGAGACAACAGAACCGAGGCGUCCAACAUCCUUCAAGAAUAUCUCUCCCAAGCAUCGCGAAAGAAGUUGGUAAAAAAGGUGACGUCGUCGUCGUCCAUCAUCCUGCUGGAUCCUUUGGAGACAACUCUGACGCGCUUCCUGUCGAGCUUUACACACCUCAGCGAACUCUUCAGCCCCCCCGUGAGUGAACUCAUGUCGGCCGUUCCUGACACGCCACUGAACAGCCUGGGGAUGAUUCCCCUAGCCAGCGCCGUCGAGGGAAUGAAAACGUCCAGGAGCUGCAGCGAUGCUCUCGGCGCUGUCGUCAACGCGUGCAGGGGAGACUUGGACGGUUGUGGCGUUAUUCUGGUGUGCGGGACCAAGAAUGUGGGCAAAUCAACAUUUAUUCGGAUCCUCAUCAAUACGUUACUGAAUCAUACUUCCAGUGUGGAUUAUUUGGAAGGAGAUCUCGGUCAAACUGAAUUCACCCCCGCUGGUUGCCUGUCUUUGUCAACCGUCAAAGAACCUCUUCUGGGUCCUCCGUUUACACACCAACUCACCCCGGACCACAUGAUCUACUACGGUCAGCCGUCGUGCGAGACAGACCUGGACCGUUACCUGGAGUCGCUGAAGUCCUUGUGGCGCAGGCGUCCGCAGUGCAGAGAAACGCCUGUCGUCAUCAACACCAUGGGCUGGGUCAAAGGGUUUGGAUUCCAGCUGCUGGUGGACCUAAUCCGCUUCCUCCCGGUCACCCACGUUGUCCAGCUGAGCCACGGAGGCGGCACCCAGUUUCCCUCCCUCACGCCGGAGUUCCUGAGGACGGCGCGAGGCUACCAGACGCACCCGCCCGCUCAGACCGCGCUGAGCGAGUUGGCGGAGAUCCACGGCCCCCCCAGAACGUACACCCACCUCAGCGUCCAGUCGGAGUUCCAAGGCGUGGCGCGCCAAGGGACGGCAACGCACCAGCGUUCGAAUGAGCACCGAGAGUUGUCUUUGCUGGGAUACCUGAGUCAGCUGCAGUCUCCCGACCCUGGCCCAGUCAGGCCCCUACACACCCUCACCCCGUACCAGGUACCCAACACAGCAGUGGCUCUGGGUGUUAUCCACUGUGAGGUGGCGCCUUCUCACAUGUUAUAUGCUGCCAAUGCCAGUCUGGUGGGACUCUGCUGCUUGCCAGAAAAAGUAACGAGCAAGGGAGGCCCUGUUGUCCUGUCCCAGACAGCCCUGUGUCCGUGUGUAGGGUUUGGUGUGCUUCGAGGUAUUGACAUGGCACGAGGUCUGUACUUCCUGCUGACUCCAGUCGAUCCCUCCAUCCUCAGAAAGGUCAACUGCCUCCUGUUGGGGGCGAUUUCUUUGCCUUCGUGCAUCCUAACCACACAGCCUGGCUUCGAAGACGAGAUGCCGUAUGUCACCGCCGACUACAGCUUCGAUCUCACCGGCGCAGGAAAGAUACGCGUCUUCAAGGGACUGAUGAGGCCCAGUCAGAUGGGAGUGCAGUGACCUGACUGUCAGUUUCUUUUCGCCUUUUUUUACGUUAUGUGGCUGGUCUUUCGUCAGACUUGUCAUCGCUAAGCUGUGAAUGUGCAGAACUGAAGCUGAGUUUGCAGCCCGACGUUGACUCUGCCGUAGGGGUUCACUGCACUCUUCCGGGCGAACAUCCUUUUUGGCAUGGUCCGGUGCUUUGGAUAGCGGACCUCCAGUUAUCUACGGUGCCACUGUUUGUUCUGGAAAGGAGUCAGAAGCUGCUGCGUAUCACAGGGACGUCGAUGUAUAACAUCAUACCUUCGUUUAGCUUUUUUUUUUUUUUUUUUCACAUU